GGGAACGUUGGGUUCUGAAGGGUUAUGUUUCGGCGGGCUUUGCAGUUCAGCUCCGGCCCGGGCCUCUUAUUCCAGAGGUUAGGCACGCGCAGAAGCAGCUCAAUUCUGGGUAAAGUUGAAGUCGGCAGGGGGUAUGGUUCUUGGGUGCCCACAGCCUCCAGCUUUGUGACCUUCAGGGCCUACGCUGGCAGGACAGUGGGUCUGCUGCGGGAAGAGGGCUGGGAUGGAAAGGUGUCCAAGAUAAAGAAGACCAUCCAGUCAAUCCUGCCUGGAAAGACCCGGGAUUCACUUUAUAACACCAGCCAUCUGCCCCCUGAACACUCCGAUGUAGUGAUUGUGGGGGGAGGGGUACUUGGCCUGUCUGUGGCCUUUUGGCUGAAGAAGCUGGAGAAGAAACAAGGUGCCAUUCGGGUGCUGGUAGUGGACCGAGACUACACGUAUUCCAAGGCUUCCACGGGGCUUUCUGUGGGUGGGAUUCGUCAGCAGUUCUCCUUGCCUGAGAAUGUCCAACUCUCCCUCUUCUCGAUCAACUUUCUACGGAACAUCAAUGUACAUGCAGAGUACCUGGCUGUAGUGGAUGCCCCUCCCCUGGAUCUCCAGUUCAGUCCCUCAGGCUAUCUCUUGCUGGCUUCAGAAAAGGAUGCUGCGACGCUGGAGAAAAACGUGAGAAUGCAGAGGCAGGAAGGGGCCAAAGUUUGUCUGAUGUCUCCUGAGCAGCUUCGGAACAAGUUUCCCUGGAUAAACACAGAGGGAGUGGCCCUGGCUUCUUAUGGAAUGGAGGAUGAAGGCUGGUUUGACCCGUGGUCUCUGCUCCAGGGGCUUCGGCGAAAGGCCCAGUCAAUGGGGGUCCUUUUCUGCCAGGGAGAGGUGACACGUUUUGUCACUUCAUCUAGCCGCAUGGAGACUUCAAGUGGAGAACAGAUGAUAUUGAAAAGGAUCUAUGAAGUCCACGUAAAGAUGAACCACAGCCUGGAGUACCAGCCAGUGGAAUGUGCCAUAGUGAUCAAUGCCGGAGGAGCGUGGUCUGGGCAAAUCGCAGAGCUGGCUGGUAUUGGAAAGGGGCCUCCUGGUACCCUGGAGGGCACCAAGCUACCUGUGGAGCCAAGGAAAAGGUAUGUGUACUUAUGGCACUGCCCCCAGGGACCAGGCCUCGAGGCACCACUGGUUACAAACACCAAUGGAGUCUAUUUCCGGCGAGAAGGAUUAGGCAACAACUACCUAGGUGGCCGUAACCCCACUGAAGAGGAAGAACCUGACCCAACAAACCUAGAAGUGGAUUAUGAUUUCUUCCAGUACAAGGUGUGGCCCCAUUUGGCCAAAAGAGUACCAGCUUUUAAGACUCUGAAGGUUCGGAGCGCCUGGGCUGGCUAUUAUGACUACAACACUUUUGACCAGAAUGGCGUGGUGGGCCCCCACCCACUGGUUGUCAACAUGUACUUUGCUACAGGCUUCAGUGGUCAUGGGCUCCAGCAUGCCCCUGCUGUGGGGCGAGCUGUGGCAGAGAUGGUGCUGGAGGGCCACUUCCAGACCAUCAACAUGAGCCCCUUCCUCUUUAGCCGCUUUUACUUGGGAGAGAAGUUCCAAGAGUGCAAUAUCAUCUGAGUGUGGAAGUUCUUCCCAGGGUCCCACCAGCCUAGCUGUCACCCUUGCUGCACUCACUGCCCGAGUCCUCCCAGCACUGUGCUGGGACCUCAUCCUCUUCGCUGCCAUCUAUUCAUCAUAGCCCACUCUGCCUCUGUGUGCUAGGCAGGUCUGUGAGCACAGGCAUUGAGGCCCAGGCCAGGAGAAAGUAAUAGAGCAGGACCCUAGGACUGAUCUGUGGCCCAGGCUGAUGCCACUCACCAAGGCAGUCCUGCUGAUAUUCUGAGCACCAUAACCCAGAAUUGACUCCUUCCUGGGACUGGCCCAGAAAGAUGGCCUUUGACCUUCUGAGCAGAACUCAGGCACAGAAGCAUUCUGGGAUGGCCUGCCCCAGAUUUAUUGACUUAAUCUGUUACCUUGUUCAUCAUUCAAUAAAUGUGAUUAACUCCUUCCUUCCCAGUCUUAUAUUCUACUUUUCUUCCCAUAGUAGAAGUUUGUUUUUGUUGGGACUGGGACUUAAACUCAGGGCUUUGUACUUGCGAA
Castor canadensis (American beaver) is the source of this 2124-nucleotide messenger RNA. It is a transcript of the gene Foxred1, whose product is annotated as FAD dependent oxidoreductase domain containing 1. Lineage: Eukaryota; Metazoa; Chordata; Mammalia; Rodentia; Castoridae. Gene Ontology annotation, biological process: mitochondrial respiratory chain complex I assembly. Gene Ontology annotation, cellular component: cytoplasm. The record is from RefSeq and is a predicted model, not a curated record.